Cololabis saira (Pacific saury) is the source of this 4793-nucleotide messenger RNA. It is a transcript of the gene tmem102, whose product is annotated as transmembrane protein 102. NCBI's taxonomy places the organism in Eukaryota, Metazoa, Chordata, Actinopteri, Beloniformes, Belonidae. The record is from RefSeq and is a predicted model, not a curated record. The transcript is spliced from 6 exons. The coding region runs from base 426 to 1976 and encodes 516 amino acids.
ACACAAAUUAGGACCUGAUCAGUGCAGGGUUUAUCUAUUUACUUAUUGUAUAUCCUUUAUUACACUGUUAUAUGCAGGCUGGUUGGGUUUAUAGUCUAUUCUGAAGUGUUUAGCCGCCACGUGUCAACUGUUGGGCUUAUUUCUUGCAGUAUAGCUUAGUGGCCGGGAGCUGAGUCGCUAAUUGACCUAGUUUGCCGGGCAAAGGCCGAGUCAACUUUGUUUACGUGCACAGUUGGGUGUACUUUUAUUAUGUUUCACGCAACUGUCAAAAAACGCCGUGCUCGUCCAUGAAACGACAAACUUGUAGAUGGUGUUGUGUUGUCCUUCUACAACAAACUGGUGUUGUGACAUAAAAAGCGCCCCUGUCGUGGAACGCGACCCCGCCGCGGGAGCGAGCAUUCGCGGGAACGCGCAGGGUUGUAGAGAUGGAGUCCAUAAUGAACGCGGUGACGCCACGCUCCCCAGCCCCCGUCAAGAAGCAGUCGGAGGUGGACUUCCGCUCGGGCGCCACCCUGGAGCAGCUGUCGGCGCAGGUGUCGGAGCUGGUCCUGCUGGAGCAGGGCGAGUUCGGGGACCAGACCGCCUUGGAAGUCCACACGGCCAAGGACUUCAUCUUCAACAUGCUGGGCCUGGUUCAGAAGGUGGACCAGCGCCUCCCGGUGGCCAACGAGUACCUGCUGCUGUCAGGCGGGGCCCGGGAGGGCGUCCUGGACCUCAACCCCGAGGACCUGGGCGAGUACGCCAAGGGGGCCGACUUCGACCUGGACUUCACGCUGCUGGUGCCGGCGCUGAAGCUGCACGACCGCAACCAGCCGGUGACGCUGGACAUGCGGCACUCGUCGCCGUGCCACUCGUGGCUCAGCCUGCGCCUCUGCGACUCGCACGUCCUGUCUCGCUGGGGCAUCUGCUGCCAGGAGGAGAGCGGCUUUCCGCCGGAGGAGGACGACGACGAGGAGCAAGGAGACAUGGGUAAAGGCUCCAUCCCCUCCCUGGGGUCUCCCCAGUCCCUGGACGGGUGCUACUUCUCUCCCAGCCUGGUGACGGACUGGUUCUGGGGAGUGGUGACGGAGGCCGUGGAGGAGCUGAGGCGCAGCCCCCAGAGAGGCAUCCCCACCCCGGAGCGGCUGGAGAGGAACGGCCCGCUGACCACCAUCAUCCUGCAGGCGGGCUCCAGCCGGGUCCUGUACGACCUGCUGCCCGUGGUGUCGUUCCGCGGCUGGCCCGCCGUGGCCCAGGGCUGGCUGACCGCCAACCACUUCUGGGACGGCAAAAUCACGGAGGAGGAGGCCAUCUCUGGCUUCUACCUGCUGCCCUGCUGCUCCCCGCUGGGGGGGCGGCCCGACCGCGAGUGGAGGCUGGCGUUCUCACGCAGCGAGGUCCAGCUGAAGAAGUGCAUCCCGUUCCCCGUGGCCCAGGCGUUCCAAGCAGCCAAAGCGGUUCUGUCUCGGAUCCUGGCCCGUCCACGCACCGGCCUCAGCCUCUACCACCUGCGCACCCUGCUCUUCUGGGCCUGCGACAGACUCCCGGCCGCCUACCUGUCCUGCCCCGACGCAGACACGCCGGGCCGCCUCCUCCUGGGCCUGCUGGACGACCUGGCCCACUGCAUCCUGGGUAAAAACUGCCCCAACUACUUCCUGCCCCAGUGCAACAUGCUGGAGCACCUGACGGACGGCCAGGCGCUGCUGGUGGCCCGGAAGCUGGCGCACAUGCGCUCGGACCCCAGCGAGCACCUGCGGGCGGCGCUGGACCAGGCCCAGCAGGCGGGCCAGCUGAAGAAGGAGCUGACGGCCGGCACCAACGGCCACGGCUCGCCCGGCCACCAGCCGGCCAACGGCAUCAUCUCGCCGUCGGAGGACAAGCUGGCGCAGCGGCUGCAGCAGCUGGUCACCGAGAACCCGGGGAAAUCCAUCUCCGUCUUCCUCAACCCCGACGACGUCACCCGGCCGCACUUCCGCAUCGACGACAAGUUCUACUGAGGGAACGACGGCGGCGUUAGCGAGGCCCGGAGGCCGAACGUCUGCUGACACUGAACACUGGAAGGGAGCGUUGCUGCUUGACUGCCUCUCUAAACCAAAAACACUCACUCUCCCCCGGCUGAGUAGAGCAGACGUCAUGAAAACAGUCAUGAUGUCACCGAGCUGUUGCCAUGGAGACGGUCCACUACUGAUAGGCUGGCCUUAAUGAGACUUGUGUGUGUGUGUGUGUGUGUGUGUGUGUGUGUGUGUGUGUGUGUGUGUGUGUGUGUGUGUGUGUGUGUGUGUGUGUGUGUGUGUGUGUGUGUGUGUGUGUGUGUGUGUGUGUGUGUGUGUGUGUGUGUGUGUGUGUGUGUGUGUGUGUGUGUUUCUGCCCUCCUUAUUGGUUCUGAUCCAGAAGUGGAACGAGGUGCGGCUGAUGUAACUGAUUGUAACGUUGCCACGGCAGCCGCAGCGCAUCCUCUCCUCUUUUCCUUUUCUGAACACUCAAGCAUCAGUUUGUGGCGACUUGUUUCUCCGUCAGUCUUUUCUUUCGCUUUCUCAGGUAUGUGGAACCUCUGUGUUGUUGUUGGAUGUAUCCGAGUCCGUCUGAGGCGCCGGGCAGCACCCGGCGCCGCCCGACGUGUCUCGGAGGGAUGGAAAACGAACCAAAGAGCUGCGUUUAAGCAGUUUAGCAGAAAGAAGUUUUAAUUUCGGGGCGACGGCGUGGAUCCGGCGAGUCGCCGCCAGAAUGUUAAUCAACCGUUCCUCCUUGGAAAGUCCCGGUCACACCACUCCCCAAAUCGUUAAAUUUAGCUGCAAAAUCAGUUCAUCCCGGCAGAAAUCGGCGUAACAAAUGGAUCUGCUCUCGAGGCGAGCUAGAUAAGCGCCAGUCUUUCAUGUCGAACCCGACUCCGCUGAACUGAAGGAAGAGUCUGCGGCUCAUUAGCUUUGCACCAUGUGAUGUAAUUUAAUUUCCUCUGAUGGAGGGGAACUUCGGCUAGCAGUUUAGUGCAGAAGCAUCUUGAAAUGACUUAAUUUGUUCCUGCAGUCGGCAGAGAAAGAAGUUCCUGUAUCUCAGACUUCUCGGUGUCGCUUGACGGCGUCACAUGUUACGAAACCGAGUAACGACAAUUUUAAAAUGUCUGUAGAAUACUGUGAUUAUGAAAACGUGAGCUACAUAAUAAUCACUCAGAUGUAGAAGUGAAGACUGAUGAGUAGGUAGCCCACUAAUCUGUAAGUGAUCAUCUUCAUGCCCUCCACGUGUCUUACACCGAUGCUGCUGAGGAAGGACAGCUGUUCACCCCAGCUGGCGCAGGAAGCCCUCGCCGCCGACUGGCAUCGCCGCGCAGCGAGAGCUCCACCGGCAAGCAGCUCUGAUUGUUUACUCCCUCCUGCCGCCCUCGUCACAUCAUCUUCUUCGUCUUCUUCUUCUUUAGUGAACUACACGGUAGAAACAACUAAAAACUCUGUAUUAACACAUUUUGACACACUAAAAGUUGGAAGCAGGUUUGAGCUGGAGCAGCGGUCAGCUCUGAGUCCUGCAGGACUCUCCGGGCCGACUGUUCCCCUCCGUUGUGAAUGCUCUUCUGCUUCCUUGGAGGUGAGCUUGUUUCACCAGCAUCUCCUUCUCCGCCGGAUGUCUGUCCUUGAUACUGGUCUCCGUUGAUGCGCUGCCUUCGGCAAACGCUUCGUUUGCACCCGAUGUCCAGAGGACGUAACCUAAACAUGUAGAAGAAACCGCCACUAGGCACCUUUUUGAUCCACGAGAGGAGGCAGACCAACUCCGUGUCUCCAGGAGAAUAAUGAGGACGGCACUUUCCCUUUUCCACUGGAGGUCAGGAGCCACGAAGCUCCUGGGUCCAGUCUCGUCUCCGCCGUUAACGGCUGCCGCAGCAGGAAGGACCCGCAUGAGCAGCACUCGUCUCUCUUACCCUUAGAUGUUUUAACACUCCCACCAAACCUGGACCGGUGAGUUCCCUGAACACUACAGCGCUGGGGAGGGAACCCACCAGGUCCUUGCUUACUACUGAAUGAAUGGACGCGUUUACGCCGUCAGACGUGCAGGAAAUGAACCAGAGGAAAACCAAAGGAGGAGUUGAUGCGGUACAGAAAGUCUCAGCCGUCAGAGGAGGUGGUGUUUCUGCACUUUUUCCUCCCAAAAGAGGCCUGAUCAUUGUUGCAUUUACGUCAAGAAGUUGUACAGAUGGUGUGGUUUAGUAGACGUACUGUAAAGGGUACGUUCUCGUCGGCCUCUUAUCGUGUUUGAAGUUUAAAACUGUCUCACUUUGUACCUUAAUGCACCUAGCUGGAGAUAACGACACUGGAAACGAUGGGUUUUUCUUGAAUUGUACUCUUGAACUCUUUAGUGGAGAGAAUCACGUAUUGUACUUUCUGAUAGUGUCCGUCUCUAAAUAUGCAAUCAAGCCAGGAAGCAGGUUGUGUUUGUUUGUACGAGCGGGGAGGACGUCCCCGCCGUGCACGUACCUCCGCGCCGGGAUGCUCUGUAAUCUGUUGAGCUUCUGAACUUCUCCUGAUUCUGUUGUGGAUUAAACGCGAUGAAUGUAUCCGCCGCCAGUGCAAGUGGAGCUGAACAUCUAGUACUGAAUCACUCUGCUGCCGAGGAAACCGAGUUUCAUAUCUCGUUUGUUACUUGAGUUUAUUCUCCUUUUUUUUUUUUUCUUUUUUUUUUUUUUAAAAAAAAAAAAAAAAGGAAAAGCUAAAAGUUUCCUCUUAUUUUGUCUGAUUUGCUGUAUUUAUGUUUCUUUUCUGGGGGGCGGGGUUUACAUUGAUCAGUGUUCAAGCUUUAGCAUGAAAUAAAUCUCUUCAUUUUAAAUCCAA